AUGAAUCCACAGCAGUAUUUAUCACCUAUUGGAAGAUGGGAACAUCAAAAUAGAGUAAGUAAAUUCUUCCAUCCCACAAAACAGAACUUUGGAAUCAAUAGACGCGCUGAUGCAAAUACUCCAAUCGAAAUCAAUUUUGGACCCGUUCAUUUAAGAUGGCAGGACGGAUCUUGGACUAACUUAAACCUUCCUGAACAACCAGCAAAUCCAAAUCCAACACUUCCAGAAAUUUCUAAACUUCAACGUGAAAACGCACAAUUACAAGUUGAGUGCGAGAUUCUGCUUCAUAUGUUAACUGUUUCUGAAAUGAAGAAAGUUAAAUUUCAAAAUAGAUUAACUUCAUUAAAAAAUCAAAUUGCUUCAAUCUUAGAGCAAAUCGAAAAAGAAGAAGAAAAUAUUGAGUAG
This is a messenger RNA of Trichomonas vaginalis G3, 405 nucleotides long. RefSeq names its product Chibby family. Bases 1 to 405 code for a protein of 134 amino acids. The record is from RefSeq and is a predicted model, not a curated record. The transcript has a single exon. Lineage: Eukaryota; Parabasalia; Trichomonadida; Trichomonadidae.